Molecule: messenger RNA, 753 nt
Organism: Lucilia cuprina (Australian sheep blowfly)
Lineage: Eukaryota; Metazoa; Arthropoda; Insecta; Diptera; Calliphoridae
Product: diptericin-D-like
Exons: 2
Coding region: 466-702 (78 amino acids)
Source: RefSeq, a predicted model, not a curated record
AAAUUGCUCUUUGCAACUUAUGAGGGAAUGUGCUCCAUCGGUUUUAAUAUGCUACACGUGAUUGGUUUGCUUAGACCAGCCAAAAAAGUGUGAAGACGAAGGAUUAAAGGACCUAUAUAUAUAUGUUAAAAGCUGCAAAAAUCUAGCCACAUCAUUACAGAGAACCUGCACCAAAUACAAAUGCCUUGUUGGAUGCUAAGAAUACGCCCAGAAUAUGCAGUCCAACUUCAAAGUGGGACAUUGAAAGUGACUUUAAAAGUUUUACGGUGGCGGAUAGUUUUUUCUUGGGUAAAAAACUUUUGGUUGAUACAGCUUUUACUGGAAUGACAAUAUUUGGCUGAGUAUGACUUGAUUCGUGGUAACGCUGCGUUAUUGAAAAAGAAGCUAAUAGUUCAAUUUGAAAUUUUAUUACCAAAAUGUCGUUUCAAACAAAAUUAAAAUUGUUUGUGUUUUUUUGCUAUUACUAUGGCUGCUGUUUUCGCCCAGCCUGAGAAAAUAAAGGAUCCCAAGAUCUUUGUUGCGGGAGGUGGUAAUCAAAAGGAUGGUUAUGAUUUCAUUGCCGAUGUGCGUAAAAAUGUUUACGAAAGUGGUGAUAAACAUUCUUUUGAUAUAACUGGAGGUUAUUCCCAACAUGUGGGUGGUCCUUAUGGUAAUAGUCCUGCAGAUCGUCGUGUAGGUGGCAUCUAUACUUAUAGAUGGUAGAUUUAAAUGGUUUAUAAAUCCUCUUUUUACAGAAACAAACCAACAUUUUAA